AUGGCUAACAGGGGCCGAGAUGUCGAUCUUCAGGUCACUACUUUGAGCUUGAAGAACGCAUUGACUGCGAACAGAGAGUUACAAAAACAACUGACAACACAGCUGCAAAAGAUUCUAAAGCAAAAAGAGGAAAAUCGAAAAAAGGCAGCCCAAUGUGUCAAAGAGCUGGCCUCUGUAGAUCUCCGCCAACAUCCAGAAAUGACAUUUAAAAGGAAGGCUCCCAAUGAAUCUCAAAUAAAGGCCCUCUUUCCAGACGAAGAUCCCUUUAGUGUGAGGCGGAGACGGGCCUUUCGUUACGAUGAAAACAGAACGUGGAAAUUUGAAUACUGGACAGACCCAACGGGUUCCACGCCUACAGAAAAUCAAGAUACCCUGAAGAGACGUCGUUUUGAAGCACUCGACACCGGACAAGAUGUAACGAAGGCAAAACCACAAAAGAAAACCGAGCAAAUGUUCUCCAAAACGGAAUCAAAUCUUAUCAUGAGGGAAGGAACGAAGGGUGAAGAGACAGACUGGUCGGAGAUAGCUGCCAAGCUAGAAGAUCGUACGGCUUUCGAAUGUUUGAAACACUUUCAUCAGAAGAUAAAAGAAGGCAAGGCAUCUGGUAAAGAAAAACCGUCGCAAGAUGAAGUUGUGGAUGCCACAAUCUUGAACUAUGUCGCACUCCAUGGCCCUCAAUUUGUUUGGGAUCUUCCUUCGAUUGCACAUUGUUCCGCGCUGGUGGGCGGUGGCAAGUUUAGUCAUAGGCAAUUACGUAUACGAGCCAAUCUGACACAACUCAAUCCCAAUUACAACAAAUCCACGGAGACUUUGAAACAGUUUUGGCACAAGGACGAAGAACGUAAGCUAGUCAUUGCCAUGAAGGUCUACAAGAAUCAAGCCAACCCAAUACAAAUGGCCAGCACCCACUUUCCAAAUCGGCCGACGCCGUAUAUUGCCAAAAAGUGGGAGCGCACCUUGAAGCCGAAGAAGCAAAGGAAGGGAAGACAGUUGGACUCGGAUGAUGAAACGUGA
Cylindrotheca closterium is the source of this 1014-nucleotide messenger RNA. Lineage: Eukaryota; Bacillariophyta; Bacillariophyceae; Bacillariales; Bacillariaceae. The record is from the annotation of a GenBank genome assembly.